AAUAAUACUCCUGAAACUAGUACCAAAACAUUUUGUAAAAUAUUAAUUUGGAUAACCUGACAAGUAAAUGUUUUGUAAGGAUAAUUUGUAGUAUAAAAUAGGAACAGUUGCCAUCUUAUGCAUCUAUAUAAUAAUACGCCAAUUGCGUGUCUCUGUGACAGGCAAAGUGGAUGUGUUCAUUUUCCUUUGAUGUUGCCGAAAAAUGCAUGCCUAAUAUGUUCUGACGUUACGGCGCGACGUCAAUAAUACUAUAUAUGAUACGAUCCUAUACAUUAUUUUGAUCAGCGUUUCAACUUCUACACAUAGACAACGAAUAAAGUUAAUUUCGCCAGUUUUCUGUAUCUCACUGCCGACGUCAGAAAAAAUCUAAAACAACCUAUUUUUCCAUUGACCUUUUGCCGAAAUGGGUUUUUCAAGGGCUACAAUUAUGAAAUUGUAGCCCUUGAAAAUCAUCAAACAAUGUGACAUCGAUUGUGCUUUUUUUUAUUAUAUUAUUCAAAAGAAUGCGUAACUGUUAUCAAUCUUGCACAUUUAAAAUGACUUUUUAAUGCGAGGUGAUGGAAUUAUUUGAAAUAAAAAACAGAGUUGUGCAAAAAAUAAACGCCCGAACAGUUUUGCAUUAUAAUGAAGCAAGGCUGACAAAGAAAAAAUUGAUGUUUGAUUCAAACUCUGGUACCUAUUGUAUCUCAUUCAACACUUUAUUAAUGUUCUAAUGUUCUAUGUAGGAUAAUAACUAUAUUAAUAAUUUAAAAUACAAUUCAAACAAUGGUUGUGACGUCAUUAUCGCUGCAGGUGUUGCUUGUCAUCACUGUGUUGGCAAAAGAUCAGGAAACCGUUGAUUAUCUUGGUUUAAAAAGUAUCUUAUCAUACAACUAUCCAAGCCAUGGUGUUGGAAUGAAACAUGCAGAAGUGUACAUCGUGAAAAACAUGUUUCAUGGUUUCCGUAUUGUAAAAGGUUUGAACAACCAGCCUGGUGCAAUCUCCUUCAAAUCUCUCAACCAUUCUAACCAUUAUCUUUGCAACAAAUCAUCUUUUAUGUUCAUUGAAAAAAACAACCAAAUGCAGAAUUUUCAAAAUUGUUCCUCUUACUUCAUCCGAAUAGAUAGAUUUUACCAUAAGUCUGUGGCAUUUGAGUCUAGCAGUUAUCCUGAAUAUUUUAUUCGUCAUGACAACUACAGAGUUAAAUUGGAACGUAGUGAUGGAACCACGAAAUUCAAGCAAGAUGCUAGUUAUAAAAUUCAACCAAUCAUAACAUUCAUUGCAGGAAGUGAUGGUGAUAAAAAAACCUACUCAAGGACUUGGUUGGCUGCACCUAUUGUUUUUCCCAUGUUUCUCAUACUGUUUUUACUUGGAAGACGAAACCAAGGAAGUGAUUGUUUUAGCAGAUUUUGCCACAAGUGUAACCGGAGAGAGAGCAACAAAGAAACAGCUGAAAAUUAUGAGGAAUAUGAGGUCACAGCAUCGCCUGAACAAGGAAAAGCAAAGUUUUCGUCACUUUCAUCUGAGCCUCCACCGUUGUACCAGAUGGCUACAAGUUAUGUUAAUGAAACUGUAACAGAUGAUGCACCAGUGGCUUAUGUUUUAUUGGACAGAAACCGGGCUAUUUAUGCUUUAUCCGAUACGAACAAGGAUGAUCAUACACCAACCCAUCUUCUUGCAAACAUGUCAAAUUCAAAAAUAGAUUAUCCAAUAUUGAAUACAUGUGAGGCUGUUGGUGAAACAGUAACAAUGAGCAAUAGUGAGGAUGCAUCUUCCACAAAAGGUAAGCAAGAAACUGUACAGUGAAUUAAACUAAAGACCUAAUAAAAGUCCCAGUAAGGGUAAAAAAGAUGUGGAAAGAAAGAAUUUUGAAUUUUAUUGUUCAAAAAAUAUUUGAAAUAUCAAAGAUCAUACCCGCAAGCAAUCAUUCAGACUUCAGUCCUCAAAAAAUUACGUGCACAAUCGGCAUCGGGCACUGAAAAGCCUUGCACGUGAAAUUUGUAAGAAUUUUUAAAUUCCCAGCACCAACAAGGUCAACGCCUACCCAGAAUGAAUUUCUAUUUUGUUGCAACAUAACAAAUCACUUGGUCCUCAAGAUGUUGAUAAUUCACAGAAAAGAAAUGCUCUACGACGGUAGAAAAAAUGUUUUAUGCAUGUAAUAUAUAAAAAUAGCUCUUUGUGAACAGGUUUACACAUACAAGAUCAUGGCGCCUGAUUCCACGUAUUUAUUUUUUAUGGCAUACCCGAUUCCGAUCGUACACGAUCGUGCACCAUUACUUAAAUACCGAGCCCGAUUUAUCGUGUACUAUAAAAACAAAUCUUUUGAGGCCUGUUUGAACUUGUGAAAGUUCAAUUGUCCAUAUUCACAACUAGACUUAGUACUUUGCAUUUUUUGUAUUUUUUGGUUAGGUCCGAAAUAUCAAACUAUUAUAAUUUUUGCUGACAUCAGCAUAACCUAUUUUCUCGAUUUCCCGGAUCUUUGCCACUGGUGCAUUUUCAACGUUCCUUACUUUAAAACUUUUGUAUAAUUGCUUUUCCAUAUUUACUUGUUAAUUUUGUUGGGGUUUAAGGUAAGAAACCAAAUUUAUUUUAUUUAAUAAAUCUUCUGUGCAGUCUAUGCUGAAGCAUCAUCAGAUCAUAUUAUUAAUUAAAGUUUUCUUAGAACAUCUAAAAUACCGUUAAAAUUUCAUUUAGUCCCAUGAGGGCACUUAAUUAUAAACAAUGAUUCUAUAAAAUAUUCUCUCAUAUGUCCGACAACGUGUUUACCUCCUCUGUUCAAUUUAAUAGCUCCUUAGUGUUAUUUUUUAUUCUCCUUCUCUUCAACACUUCUACUUCAUCAAAAUUGACUGUAUAUUUCGUUUCUUUUCUGCAUUUUGUUAUGUAUUCCGCAUCAGAACCAUGAUGACUCGAUACAUUGUUGAAUGUUACAUGUUAUUCUAUCUACCAUUACUUUUUUACUUUUAGAUCUGCAGAGUACAGCGUAAGUAGACACCCAGAGUGAAUUAUCGAGUAAUUUAUAAUGUAUUAAUAUAUAAAUCUUAACAGUAAUUUGAAAAGGAUUAAAAAAUACAAACUCAAAAUUUUUUUAAACUUUUUUAACGAUAUUAUAUAAACUUUUUUAUAUAUUUGUUUUUCAGGUGUUAAAUAUUUGUACCACAAUUUUAAAAUAAUUUUUUAAGUUUACCAUCAUUUAAAUAAUUUGUAACUUUUAAAUAUAAAAUUUUUUAAAUAAUUUUUAAAAUAAAUAAAUUAAUACUACAGAACUACUACUUAAUACUAACUCGCUUUUUCAGACACAGAAUUCCACUUAAUUUUAUAAGAAUGUUUUCAGUGCAAUAAUCGGACAAUGGGAAUAUUAUUAUGGUUGCAUUAUUAUUGAAACAUCUCAGAGUGCUCCAAUUUUAAUGAAGUGAAAUGCAAGGCUUUGUAGCUAGCUACAUCUUUUAUUUUUCUCGUAUUAAAAGCAUAUGCAAUAAGUAAGCUCUUUAAGGAUCAGAUCUUUGUUUAAACAACAAUGAAAGACUGAAUAUUAAUAUCAAACAAGGUUCUUAUGGAGAAUCAGUCAAUUUAAAAGUUAGAAUAUCUACUUUUGCUGCAAAUAUUUUGUAUGGAGCUAACCUUUUUAUAUUUAAGACUUUUAAUCAUUUGAAAUGAUUGGUGAGAAUCGCUUAUGUUAAAAUUCCACUGGAAUACAGUUAGUUUCAAUAAUUGCAUUCGAAAGUUUUAAGGCUACUUAGUUACAAAUCAAAUAAUGUUUUCAUGACGAAAAGAAAAACUACUCAUCAAUCGUGAAAAAAUGAAAUAAUGAUUCAAGAGAUUAUUUGGUGUGACAGUGCUCCACAAUUAUGCACAUGUUUUAAAUUUUCUGUUUUCAAUUUAUAACAUGUUUACUGUGUUGUCUUUUGAUGUUUAAUUUUAUGUUAUUCCUCUGAAAAUGAAAUAUUAUAUA
Hydractinia symbiolongicarpus is the source of this 3928-nucleotide messenger RNA. RefSeq lists its product as uncharacterized. Gene Ontology annotation, molecular function: alpha-L-arabinofuranosidase activity. The coding region runs from base 766 to 1785 and encodes 339 amino acids. NCBI's taxonomy places the organism in Eukaryota, Metazoa, Cnidaria, Hydrozoa, Anthoathecata, Hydractiniidae. The transcript has 5 exons. The record is from RefSeq and is a predicted model, not a curated record. Gene Ontology annotation, biological process: L-arabinose metabolic process.